Messenger RNA from Parascedosporium putredinis, 345 nucleotides. Lineage: Eukaryota; Fungi; Ascomycota; Sordariomycetes; Microascales; Microascaceae. The record is from the annotation of a GenBank genome assembly.
AUGGCGUCUUCUCUCGUAGACUUCAAGGAUCGCCAAUUUAUCGCCGUUAUCGGGGACGAGGAUUCUGUGACAGGGCUCCUCCUUGCAGGCAUAGGCCACGUCACGGCUGGUCCGACUCCCAAGAGGAACUUCCUCGUCGUUGACGGCAAGACGGAAACAAAGAAGAUCGAGGAUGCCUUUGAGGACUUCACCAAGAUUGCGAACCGGAUACGGCACCUUAUCGAGAACCACAAGGCCGCGUUCCCCAGUGUGAUUGAGAUCCCUAGCAAGGACCACCCUUACGACCCAGCCAAGGACAGUUUAAUGACGCGGGUUCAGUCCCUGAUGGGUGCGGAGAGGAAGUAA